This is a messenger RNA of Carcharodon carcharias (great white shark), 1670 nucleotides long. RefSeq names its product alkB homolog 6 (gene alkbh6). The transcript has 7 exons. Bases 189 to 908 code for a protein of 239 amino acids. Lineage: Eukaryota; Metazoa; Chordata; Chondrichthyes; Lamniformes; Lamnidae. The record is from RefSeq and is a predicted model, not a curated record.
CCCACGACCCCCACCGCACCGCACCCCACCCCACCGUGUGUCUCGGUUUUUACUGUCCCAAUGCGGCAAAUGACGAGUUAGUCAGUGGCGCCAGGAUGAUGGAUUUAUUAAAGCAGGUACGAUACAGCUGUUCAUGAACUUGACAACACUGAAGGAGGGAUGUCAGCUUCACUGUUUUGAACUUAAGCAUGGAAGCUCAAAACUGUAGGCCUUGUGAGUUGGAACCUCAUCAUGUGGAUCAGGCUCCAGCUACUGUGUAUUACUUCCCCAACUUCAUCACUGCUUCAGAAGAAAAUUACCUUCUACAGCAGGUUUACAAUUCUCCCAAACCGAAAUGGACUCAGUUGUCAGGAAGGAGACUGCAGAACUGGGGUGGUUUACCUCACUCAAAGGGAAUGCUUGCUGAGAAACUGCCUGACUGGCUGGACAAGUAUGCCAAGAAAAUCUCAUCCCUGGGACCCUUCAGAGGAAAAGUUGCUAAUCAUGUGUUGGUUAAUGAAUACAACCCUGGUGAAGGAAUAAUGCCUCACGAGGAUGGGCCUCUGUACUUUCCAACAGUAACCACUAUCAGCCUUGGCUCUCAAACUCUGUUAGAUUUCUAUCAUCCCAUUGAGAGAGAGGAUGAAGAGGGAGAGGUUUAUUUUCCUCAGACUGAAGAGAACCGCUACUUUCAGUCUCUUCUCCUUGAGCCACGUAGCCUCCUCGUGCUGCAGGAUGACAUGUACGUGAAGUAUCUGCAUGGCAUCAGGCCUGUGAUGGAGGACAUUGUCACAGAGAAGGUCGCUAACUUGAAAUUGUGCAACACAAAUGUUGGGGCUAUUUUAAAAAGAACUACAAGAAUAUCCCUGACUAUUCGUUAUGUGCCAAAGGUUUUAAAAACUACCAUACUGCUAGGGAGGAAGAAAUGACAUUUGUUCUUUUGAAUAUGUUGUGGUACAAGUCUCUGGAUUCCCUAUUCAGCUUCCUCUCACCUUUCCUCCUGAAAAUGUGGAACUAUUUCUUAGCAUGCGGUUCCUUAGAUGUGCCUCCACGAUGGUGCCUCUUUAAAUGGAUAUCCCUCACGUACACCAAGAAAAUGAGUGCUGUCAGAUUGUUCAGUUGUGAAAGGAAUCAAAGUAAGUGUGAUAUCACUCUUACUCAUUGUUCAAACGUGUACACUCUGCAACAGGGGUCAAUGUAUGGUGACUAAGAGAAAGAACUUCUUCCCCACCUUCCCCGAUCUCCAUUGCCCCUAUCCUUGGGCCAGUGAAACUAGUAACAGUGCCCUUACAGCUAAAUUUAGCUUGCUCAACACAGACUGGGAUUAAACCUGGAGCCUCUUGGACUAUGUUGCUUGGUGUGGCACGUAGCAAGUCUGUGUCUCAGUUGUUUCAGGCACUGUUAGAAAUUGCUGAAAGGAAGAAGUCACGUGCAACUGUCCCAGUCUCAUGAAUUUUAAAAGAAUUUGUGUGUAUUUUAACGAAAAAUUGUAACACAUUGCCCCAACUGCUAAUGUGUAUGGUGCCCACUUCCUGAAUUAUAAAUUAAGAUCUAUUCAGUUAUUACAUUAUGUAAUUCAGCCACCAGUUGAAAAGAAUGAAUUCUCCUAUGUUACUGAUUCUUUCUAGAAUAAAUAAUGUUUGUUUGGACUGUGGUUAUAAACAUGGAGUGAAUAAAUUUUAUUUAUUUUA